UUUUGAAAGAUUGACCUGAUUUGUUAUAAAUUCGUUGAUAACCUACUGGUAUAAAUUCUUAAAACUUUAUGAACAUAACGUCAAAGAUCAGUAUGUAUUCCAUCGUUGUAAUAUUACUUGUGUUUGGUGCAAUAUCAGCUGUACCAACUGUUAAUUUCAAAGAUCCAAAUUAUGCUGUUGGACAUGAUGUUAUGGUUCAUUUAUUUGAAUGGAAGUGGAAGGAUAUUGCGGAUGAAUGUGAACGAUUUCUUGGACCUAUGGGCUAUGGUGGUAUUCAAGUGUCACCCGUUCAAGAAAAUGUAAUAGUUCCAUCAAGACCUUGGUGGGAGCGAUAUCAACCGAUUUCUUACCAAUGGAUAACACGUUCAGGCAACGAAGAAGACUUCAAAGACAUGGUUCGAAGAUGUAAUGCAGUUGGUGUCAGGAUUUACGUUGAUGUAAUCUUAAAUCACAUGGCUGCAGAUCAGUCAUUCGAAGUAAUCGGCACUGGUAAUUCAACAGCUGAUCCUCCAUCAAGAAAUUAUCCAGCUAUACCAUACAUACAAACUCAUUUCAAUGAACCAUGUGAUAUAAGAGAUUGGUCAGAUCCAGUGCAGAUAAGAAAUUGUGAACUUGUUGGACUUCAUGAUCUUAACCAGAGCAUCGAGUAUGUUCGAGAAAAAGCUGUCAAGUUUCUGAAUGAUUUGAUUCAUGCAGGUGUUGCAGGAUUCCGAAUUGAUGCUGCCAAACAUAUGUGGCCUCAAGAUCUUCAUGUAAUUUAUUCUCGCCUGCACGACUUGAACACUGAGUAUGGUUUCCGCAAAGGCUCUCGGCCGUACAUUUACCAAGAAGUAAUCGACAUGGGCGGAGAAGGAAUUUCAAAGACAGAGUACAAUUCUGUUGCAGCAGUCACUGAAUUCAAAUAUGGAAUGGAAAUUAGCCAAGGUAUCAGAGGUAAAAAUCCCCUGAAAUGGUUUAAAUCAUUUGGUGAAUCUUGGGGUAUGUUGCCAAAUAAUGAUGCUCUUGUUUUCAUCGAUAAUCAUGACAAUCAAAGAGGCUAUGAAAGUGGACCAGUUAUUAAUUAUAAGCAAUCGAAAUUAUAUAAAAUGGCUAUUGCUUUUAUGCUUGCUCAUCCAUAUGGCAAUCCCCAAAUCAUAAGUUCUUUUGCAUUUGAUCACUCUGAUCAAGGUCCACCUGCUGACGAUCAAGGAAAUAUAAUAUCUCCAACAAUUCAUGAAGAUAAAAGUUGUGGAAAUGGUUGGAUUUGUGAACAUCGUUGGAGACAAAUAUACAAAAUGGUUCAUUUUCGAAAUUCUGUAAUCAACACAGACAUUACAAACUGGUGGGAUAAUGGACAUAAUCAAAUUGCUUUUUCUCGUGGUAAUAAAGGAUUUAUUGCAAUUAAUGCUGAUAAUAUUGACUUGAAGCAAAAAAUUCAAACAAAUUUGCCAGCAGGAAAAUAUUGUGAUAUAAUUUCUGGAGAAAAUAUUAAUGAUCAUUGUAGUGGAAAAACCGUUAUUGUUGAUGAACAUGGAUAUGCAAACAUUGAAAUAUUGUUAGAGCAAGAGGACGGGGUACUUGCUAUUUAUAUUGAUUAAAAAAAUAUAAGAAUCUCUUGGUUGUAAAUAUUUUCUGAAUAAAUGUACAUAUUUUAGAUUAAA
Messenger RNA from Chelonus insularis, 1640 nucleotides. Its product is annotated as alpha-amylase 2-like. The record is from RefSeq and is a predicted model, not a curated record. NCBI's taxonomy places the organism in Eukaryota, Metazoa, Arthropoda, Insecta, Hymenoptera, Braconidae. The coding region runs from base 69 to 1577 and encodes 502 amino acids. Gene Ontology annotation, molecular function: cation binding; alpha-amylase activity. The transcript has 3 exons. Gene Ontology annotation, biological process: carbohydrate metabolic process.